Cercocebus atys (sooty mangabey) is the source of this 2419-nucleotide messenger RNA. RefSeq names its product zinc finger protein 787 (gene ZNF787). Lineage: Eukaryota; Metazoa; Chordata; Mammalia; Primates; Cercopithecidae. The record is from RefSeq and is a predicted model, not a curated record. The transcript has 3 exons. The coding region runs from base 594 to 1739 and encodes 381 amino acids. Gene Ontology annotation, biological process: negative regulation of transcription by RNA polymerase II; regulation of immune system process; regulation of cytokine production.
CGGGGAUGAGGCCGCUGUCCGGUCCCCCUCGAAGUUCCAACUCCGCCGGUCGUGGCCGGAAGUGGUGGCGACUCCAGGGGGAAGUUGAGGCCCAGGUGGGGGAAGGGGCCGCGCGGGCCGGGCUGGCCUGGCCGGAUACUGCGGCCCCGAGGGCACGGUCUCAGCCCUCGGCCCCCCCCAGCCCUUCCUUCCCCUUUUCGAGUCAGUCUGGGUCCCGUUGCUGCCCCGGGCGGGCUGUGCGUGGCCUUUGAUCAGGCGGGUAAUUACGGGGAUUGUGGCCGGCAGGAGGCCCAUUCAUUCGCCCUUGCGCGGCAGGCGGGGAGGAAGCGCGUCCCCAGGGGGGAAGUGACUGGGCCAAGGUCAGCCACCGCGUGGCUCACGGGGCAGGGCGAAGGCGGGGUCUGGACCCGGUGGCGAUUCCUGAGGCCUCCCUCCCCCGUGCCGAGUGGAUCAGAGUGGAGCCCCGCCCCCCGACUCCCCACCCCGACCUCCAGUCCAGGGAGCUGACCCCAAUUCAUGUGGAUGAGUGCCCCUGGGACCUGCAGAGUCGGACAGAAAAGUGACCCACAGACAGAAGGCACGAGGACCCGGACAUGGAGCUGCGGGAAGAAGCCUGGUCUCCGGGGCCGCUGGAUUCUGAAGACCAGCAGAUGGCGAGUCACGAGAACCCAGUGGACAUCCUUAUCAUGGAUGACGACGACGUCCCCAGCUGGCCUCCCACCAAGCUGUCCCCGCCCCAGUCUGCGCCCCCAGCCGGCCCCCCUCCCCGGCCGCGGCCGCCCGCCCCCUACAUCUGCAACGAGUGUGGCAAGAGCUUUAGCCACUGGUCCAAGCUGACGCGGCACCAGCGCACGCACACCGGGGAGCGGCCCAACGCCUGCGCCGACUGCGGCAAGACCUUCUCGCAGAGCUCACACCUGGUGCAACACCGGCGCAUCCACACGGGCGAGAAGCCCUACGCCUGCCUGGAGUGCGGCAAGCGCUUCAGCUGGAGCUCCAACCUCAUGCAGCACCAGCGCAUCCACACGGGCGAGAAGCCCUACACCUGCCCCGACUGCGGCCGCAGCUUCACGCAGAGCAAGAGCCUGGCCAAGCACCGGCGCUCGCACAGCGGCCUCAAGCCCUUCGUGUGUCCGCGCUGCGGCCGCGGCUUCAGCCAGCCUAAGAGCCUCGCGCGUCACCUGCGGCUGCACCCGGAGCUGUCGGGGCCCGGCGUGGCGGCCAAGGUGCUGGCGGCCAGCGUCCGGCGGGCCAAGGGGCCCGAAGAAGCGGUGGCGGCGGACGGCGAGAUCGCCAUCCCGGUGGGCGACGGCGAGGGCAUCAUCGUGGUGGGCGCGCCGGGCGAGGGGGCGGCGGCCGCGGCAGCCAUGGCGGGAGCAGGGGCCAAGGCCGCGGGGCCCCGGUCGCGGCGCGCCCCGGCCCCCAAGCCGUAUGUGUGUCUGGAGUGCGGGAAGGGCUUCGGGCACGGGGCCGGGCUCCUGGCGCACCAGCGGGCCCAGCACGGGGACGGGCUCGGGGCGGCGGGGGGCGAGGAGCCGGCCCACAUCUGCGUGGAGUGCGGGGAGGGCUUCGUGCAGGGCGCCGCGCUCCGGAGACACAAGAAGAUCCACGCCGUGGGCGCGCCCUCGGUCUGCAGCAGCUGCGGACAGAGCUACUACCGGGCCGGGGGGGAGGAGGACGACGACGACGAGGCCGCGGGCGGGCGGUGCCCCGAGUGCCGCGCUGGGGAGGGCCGGUAGGGGAGGGGCCCGGGGGGGGGCAGGGCCCCUCGGGCUUGGCGGGAACGACCAUGUGCAAGACCCAGAGACCCAGGGAGAAGCGGAUGGGGUGCGAUGGACCCCGCGGCGUCCCGAGCUCCACGCCCUCCUCUGUCCCCGUGCCGUCCACGGGGGGCACUGGGGGGCAUUAGGGCCAGUUCACUUCUCCGCCUCGACUCUGCCCCCCUCAGCCUGGCCCGCCCUUCGUAGGUUCUCGGCCUGCGAGCCGGAGACAGACAAUGGAGAGAACUGUAGAGGCCGAGCGGCUACCAGGCCUCAAGUGGAAGGCCAUUUUCCCUCCUCUUCCUCAGUUGUCCUGGGUGGGGGUGGGGGUGCUGCGAGGAGUGGAGAAACCAGGCCCUUUGCGUUUAGAGGGUCCCAGAGAGGGAAGGGAAAUAGGGGCCCUUUUCUCUUUUAGAGUUUUCUUUUAUUCAGCCCACCUUUUGACUCUCCCCGCCCACCCCAAUCCAUUUUUUUUUUUUCCGGCUUCCGGGUCCCGUCCUUUCUUAGAGCUCGAGUCGUUCCUUCCCCUCCUGGAUUCCGGGUAGCAGAGGUGGCCCCUGUGCCCAGCAGAGCCCCGCAGGAGGCGGGUGCCCGUUUGUCCCAGGCCUGGGCGUGGUGGAGGAAGGGGUGCUAGAACAAUAAAUGGCACUAUCCAAAUG